AUGCAUAUCUAUCUAUCUAUCUAUCUAUAUAUCUAUCUCUUUCUCUCUCUCUCUCUCUCUCUCUCUCUCUCUAUCUAUCUAUCCAUCUAUCUAUCUAUCUAUCUCUCUAUAUAUGUGUUGACAACUCUUUCCUCAAUUGUUUAUGUUCGCAUCUAUUUCCGUUUCCUCGCCCCCCUUGUUUCGCUUCUUCUCCUUCAACUGAAUUCCGAAAAUUUGCUUUUCUUUCUAUUUAUCUUUUUUUUUUUCUUUCUUUCUUUUGCUUUUCUUUCUUUCUUUCUUUUUUUUCUUUCGUUCGUUCUUUUCUUUCUUUCUUUUAAAACAUUCUUUUUUUUGCUUCUUUCUAUUUUAUCUUAUCUUUCUUUCUUUCUUGCUUUCUUUCUUUCUUUCUUUCUUUCUUUCUUUCUUUCGUUCGUUCGUUCAUUCUUUCUUCCUUUACUCUUAAACAUUCUUUCUCUCUCUCUUUUAUAUAGUUUGCUUCUUUCUAUUUAUCUUUUCUUUCUUUCUUUCUUGCUUUCUUUCUUUCUUUCUUUCUUUAUUUCUUUCGUUCGUUCUUUUCCUUUCUUCAUUCUUUCUUUCCUCUUUAUAUCUUUUGCAUUUUAUCUUUCUUUCUUUCUUUCUUUUUCUUUUCUUUUUUCUUUCUUUCUUCAAAAAAACAUUGAAAUCGUAAUCUAUCUAUCUAUCUAUCUAUCUAUCUAUCUAUCUAUCUAUCUAUCUCAUCUGUUCCUAUCAAUAUCACCUGUAUAUUUUUUUCUUCUUCACUCCAUUUUUUCUUGUCUUUCUUUCUUUCUUUCUUUCUUUCUUUCUUUCUUUCUUUCUUUCUUUCUUCAUCAAUUUCUGUUUCUUCUUUUAUUUCUUCAUCACAUUCUUACUUUCUAUUCAUUUCUUUUUCACAUUCAUUCUGUUUCUUUCUUCAACUCAUUCUUUCUCUAUUUUCUUUUCCCCCAUCUUUCUCUCUUUCUCUCUUCCUUUAUUACAUUCUUUUCUUCUUUCUUUUUUAUCCCAUUCUCUUUUUCUUUCCUUCUUUUUUCCUUUAUUGCAAUAUUUCUUCAUUUAUUACGAUCCCUUAUUUUCUGCCUCUACUUCUUUCUUCUUUUACCCUUCCGGCUUACAAUGGCUGAUUCUGUUCAUUCCCGUCUCAACUCACAAACCUUUCUUUCUUUCUUUCUUUUUGCCACAAAAAUUAACUACCACCAGAUAACAUCGAUGUAA
Messenger RNA from Acanthosepion pharaonis, 1209 nucleotides. NCBI's taxonomy places the organism in Eukaryota, Metazoa, Mollusca, Cephalopoda, Sepiida, Sepiidae. The record is from the annotation of a GenBank genome assembly.